Molecule: messenger RNA, 2814 nt
Organism: Symbiodinium natans
Lineage: Eukaryota; Dinophyceae; Suessiales; Symbiodiniaceae
Source: the annotation of a GenBank genome assembly
AUGGAGGCACUGGAAGUCCUCCUGACGGACCGCGCGCAGACAGUGACCACCGCGCACCAGGCCUUUGCUGCCCAGAGAGCUCCGGAAGAUGCAGCGGAGUGUUGCAUUUUUCUUCAGACGUUGGCUUGCAAUGCAGCUACAGGCAACCAGGUCCAAUACGAAUGGUGUUGGAGCUUGGACGAUGCUCGGUUUCCGAGCUUCGAGGAACAGCGGUAUGCACAGCUGCUGAACCAAGCGGUUCCGAAGAUGAUCCUGGGUCGCUGGCCUUCUGGGUUUUUGCGAUUUCUGGCCGAGACGCUGCGGAGUGUCUGGAGUCGCCCCUUGUUCGCGCCGGCCCCGAACGUGGUGGUCCCGGGCUGGCUCAGACUCAGUCUUUGCAAACGACGGAGGUGCACUUCGUCCCCAAUCAUCGCCAUCAGUGAUGCGACCGCCAAAAAGGUUUUUUCGCAGCUUUGCCCUGUCAUAAAUUUCGUGGCUCAGGGCCUGUCGCGAAGUGCAGAAGACCAGGUACCACUUGGCACGCCGUGCUCAGCGGUCACGCGUUCGCAGCUCUACGUCAAACGUACAGAGGCUCACGAGUACGACGCCAGCUCGGCGCGAUCGCGUGUAAGGGAGGCAAUGCUGGAGGUGUUGGACGUGGCAGAUAGAACUCGGCAAGUACUUGGCCUGAUGAAGAUCUUGCACACAUCGCAUCGUACGCAGGCUGUGCUGGAAAGUGCCCAGCUGCAAGAGCAUGAGCCAGCGGCGGCCGCUCGUGGGGCAUUGGAAUCGGUCGUUUUGCCGACCGCCGCAUCGAUGCUGGUCAAUCGAUCGUUGCGAGACCUGGUCCUGUCACCGCAAUCACUCUGGCCUGCAGUUCAGUUGUGUACGGCACUGGUUCAGGCUGUACAAGGUGAACAAGAUGGUCAAGGACUGCCAGGGUCCGGGUUUUCAGCUCUACGGGGAUGUCCGCACGAGUCGGAAGUGGAUCACAUAUGCAAGGAAUUGCAGGACUGCUGCCCAGCCAUCUUCUCUCAGGUCGAUCUCAAGCGUUGCGUCAGAGACGCUGACGGGCAGCCUAGAUCUAUGGAGACUCGCUCCGUGCUAAGAAGGUACGCAGACUCCCUGCCCUCGGCAACCACUUCUUUGGAGUGGCAUCUCCUAUGUCGAGGAAUCCGGGCUUUAGCCUCAGAGGCGCCGGCCAUGGCUGCCGAGCUUUGUGCGGAACGGGUGUGCAAACUGUCGUCCCGGGUGGAUGAAGAGUGCUGCCGUGGUCUCAUCUCCUCGCUGUUGGAUGCAAUGAGCCUGGAAAAUCCAGAAGCGGCAGCUGAAGCACUGGAGAGUUUCCUAAGAAGGACCCGUGCAGUCAAUCACUGGAACGCAGUCUGUGACACGGAGCCCGUCUCUCAUCACAUCGUAUUCGAUCAUCUGCUGAGCGUGCCGCGGCUGCACGGCCUCUUGGAGGCGAUCCUGAGCACGGAUGCCACCAACAUUAAGGCAUUGCUGCAGCGGCGCUCCGCAAACAGCCGAGUGGCAUCAGAGCUUCUGUUGAGAUACUUCCAUCAGCGCCGGGGCCACGAGCGGCACGAGCGCCCUGUGUGGGCGCAGCUGCAGCGUUUGGUGGAGGCUCCCGAGCAGUUCUACAGCUUGAAAGACCGCAUCAGAUAUCUGCACCUCGCGCAGGAACAGCGGAAAAAUGCGAGCUCUGCUUCUUUGCAAGACGAGCUUGCGUUGAGGCUGAGGGCGGCUGAAAAGCUUCAGCUGCCCUUGCUCCAGGAGUUGCUUGACAUCGCUGGAAACGAGGACCUAGAUACCAGGUGGCGGGAGGCUGCCCACAAGCGCUGUGCGGAAUUGCAGCAGCUGCGGAGCGCUCGUGAGCUCUAUGAGGUGGCUGGGGAAUUCGGUCUUUGGCACCUGCAACUGGGCAUUGCUGGCUUUUCAGGUGUGAAAAUGGCCCAUGAUGUGGCGACAACAUUGUGGGCCGGCUUGCUUUUUCCGCCGCCUGACGGGCCCUACAGCUCCCACAGCGACGAGGUGGAUGCGGCUGCAACGCCCAAGUUGCUCUUCCCCUUGCUGCUGCGGCCACGACAGCUUCUUUUGGAGAAGCAGGAUCAAGCCGAGCCUUUGAAGCCGUCGCUUCUCCGCGAUCGAGUGCUGUCGUUCCUUCAAGAGCUCAGGGAGGUGGCUCCUGCCAGCCAUCAGCUGUGGCAUGUGCGGGGAAUUGCAACCCUCCUGGAGUUCAGCAGUUGCUUGUGGCUAAAUGCUUUGCAGAAGUUGAAGAUGGAUGAAGCCGAACCCUCGGAGAGCGGAGCUGAUGGAGCUGCUGGCUCGCCACUGAUCGAUGAGAGUCGGCUGUGGGUGGCCUUGGAGGUUCUGAUGCAGAAGCCCUUCUCCUUUUCCCUCCCGGACCUGGUCACCUUUUAUGCAGACAUGAUAGCGCAGCUUGAUGCCUGGCACGCAGACUUGCAGGAGACAUCUGCCUAUUCACGCGCCAGAAAAUGGGCCUGGCCUGGCCAGGAGGAUGUUCAUCUGCAUCUCUCCCAUGUCGCGAUCGUACUGCUUGCCAGCUGGCUCCGCGAGGCUGAAAGGGCCUGCGAUAGCAUCUCAGAGACCCGAGCGGAAGCUGAAAGCGAUUUCGUCAGAGUGUGGCGCCGCUCAGCGGAUGGCCUACUCUCAGGGCUCUGCCUUCGCCUCAAUCAUACGCGUCACCUCUCUGCCCGACGUUUGCUGGGAGAGGCCUUGCGGUUGGAGAAGAGCUGCCGCAUGCUCUUGGAUCGCGUGGUAUACUUGGGUCCUGAGACGCACUUCGCCGGAGAAGUGCAGCGUGCGAUGUGA